GAAGGAUUUGCCUUUUCACAUUGCACAACUUGCAAAGCUCAAUAUCAUCUGCGAAUUGUGGAUUUUGAAGACAACUCCUGGCGUAAAGUAAAGUUCAGACUUUUCGUGGCAAGGGAUGUUUUCCUUGUAUUUUUGGCUGUCCAAACUUUUUACAAGUGA
Molecule: messenger RNA, 159 nt
Organism: Thlaspi arvense
Lineage: Eukaryota; Viridiplantae; Streptophyta; Magnoliopsida; Brassicales; Brassicaceae
Source: the annotation of a GenBank genome assembly